This is a messenger RNA of Thlaspi arvense, 270 nucleotides long. Lineage: Eukaryota; Viridiplantae; Streptophyta; Magnoliopsida; Brassicales; Brassicaceae. The record is from the annotation of a GenBank genome assembly.
AUGAUAAUUGGUCUAGAAGAUCGUGCUCGUGCUGCAUUGGGUUACACAUUCAUAUUCAUUGCUCCUAUACAGUUAGUCAAUGACUUCGAGAGCACAAGGGGAUGCAUAUUGAUAUUAGUACAUACUUACAACAUCCUAAUUGAUGGAUUUUGCAAGUAUGGAAAACGUGAAGCUGCACGGGAUCUUUUCAAUGACCUUUCUUCAAAGGGAUUACUUCUUGAUGUUUGGAUGUACAAUAUAAUGAUAUUUGGGCUUUGUGAAAUGGCUUGA